Messenger RNA from Silurus meridionalis, 2742 nucleotides. It is a transcript of the gene plekhf2, whose product is annotated as pleckstrin homology domain containing, family F (with FYVE domain) member 2. Gene Ontology annotation, molecular function: phosphatidylinositol binding; metal ion binding. The coding region runs from base 269 to 994 and encodes 241 amino acids. NCBI's taxonomy places the organism in Eukaryota, Metazoa, Chordata, Actinopteri, Siluriformes, Siluridae. The transcript is spliced from 2 exons. The record is from RefSeq and is a predicted model, not a curated record.
CACACUGAGAAAGUGUGUGUCGCUCUUUCCCCUCUCCACUGAACUCAGCCAUAUUGUUGUUGAUCACAGUGGACUGUGGUCCUACCGCUGGCGGCUUAGAAGUUCAGAAGGGAUUAAACUUUCCGGAUUAACCGCGAGUGCGAGUUUGGAUUAUAUUUACUUCUAUAUACAUUUCUAUUAAAGCGGCUAAAGGUGUAAAAGGACAGCGGUGUACACGCGGCUGUUCUCCGGUUUUAACAUUGCGGUUCCUGCGCUGGGUUACUGAAAGAUGGUGGAUCGCUUGGCAAAUAGCGAAGCUAACUCCAAGCGCAUUGCAGUCGUGGAGGGCUGCUUUGGCACAGCUGGACAACCACUGGCCAUCCCAGGCCGUGUGCUUAUUGGCGAGGGCGUUCUCACCAAGCUGUGCCGCAAAAAGCCCAAGGCCCGCCAGUUUUUCCUCUUCAAUGACAUUUUGGUCUAUGGCAACAUCGUUAUCCAGAAGAAGAAGUACAACAAGCAGCACAUCAUCCCACUUGAGAGCGUCACAAUCGACACAGUGGCUGAUGAGGGUGAGCUGCGUAAUGGCUGGCUCAUCAAAACACCAACAAAGUCUUUUGCGGUGUAUGCCGCCACUGCCACGGAGAAAUCUGAGUGGAUGAAUCACAUCAACAAGUGUGUGUCGGACCUGCUGGAGAAGAGUGGCAAAUCGCCCACGGGCGAGCAUGCAGCAGUAUGGGUGCCUGACUCAGAGGCGUCAGUGUGCAUGAGAUGCCAAAAGGUGAAGUUUACGCCAGUCAGCCGGCGCCACCACUGCAGAAAGUGCGGCUUUGUCGUCUGUGGGCCUUGCUCUGAGAAAAAGUUCCUGUUGCCCAGCCAGUCAUCCAAGCCUGUGCGUGUAUGCGAGUUCUGCUAUGAGCAGCUCUCUACAGGGGCGACUCUGCCACCACGUUCGAACUCGUACAGUCGCACCAGCAACAUGUCUGAGGAUGAGGAUGAAGACGAUAGCAGUGACUGAGGGAGGAGAACCUUUGCGUUUGCUAUUUUAGGAAUAUCAUCUUCAUUUCAGGUCCCAGUGCUUUAGUGUCUUGCGUUUUUUGAACCAUUUGAAAUGAGCAAAGAUUCAGUGAGGGUUUUUGUUGAUGAAAUUUUUUUCAGUAAAAUAUAAAAUAAAUAAUAUUUUAAACAUAAAUAAACUUACCCUGAAAGCAUCGACACUAUAUGCAAAUGAGAGAAAUCCAGCAUGAAUCCUGUGCUCUUGAAUUCACAAAGAUUACUUGCAGGAUCACUAAGCCUUUUUUUAGAUUCCAUUUGGCAGAACUGUAGGAAUUCUGAGCAAUCCCAUUUGCAAAUAACAUAUCAUUUUCUUUUUUUCUUUUCAGCAGUCCAUAAUAUUUUCUUAUGAAUUUCCUUGGUAAAUCUCCCCCAAAAAAUAUAUAAGAAACCAUUUAAAUCACCAUGACACGGAAUGGAUGGUUGGCGCCUAUUUUUCACCAGAUGUUCAACCCUCCCUUAUCCAAAAUGCUUCCAAGUUAAUCACACUCUUUGUUUCUUGAGUUUCAUAUCAGGUACACAAGAGAAUAAAAUGGUUCACUACUGUGACUUUUUCCUCUAGCACACAUCUCUAAACAAGUGUGUAAACAUGUUAGAGCUUGAAAUUAGCAAAUUAUUUUAUGUACAGCUGAAUUUAUUUACUUAUGUUUUUUCCCAAAUAAUAAUUUGUAUUUUUUUUUUUUUUUUUACUCAAAUUACUAUUUUGUUUACCAACGAAUCAUAGACUGCUAUGGCACUGUUUUUUCCACAGUUCACUCAGCUGUUUCGGUGCUGAUGAUAUUUCUUUUCUAGCUGUACCCCUACCAGGACCUGUAUUUAUUACAGUGGGGAAAACAGAAGAAAUAUAGAAAGGAUCAAUAUUUUUUUUAAAGAGUUUAUAUGUAAAACUUUAUCUCCCAGUUAGUUCAUCCUUUAUAAUAAUACUCUUUGCUAAUGACAAAUCAAAAUUGUUUGAGUUAAAUGUAUAUAUUGUGAUUUUAUAGAUAAUAAUAAGUCGUCGUCCCAAAAUGUAACCCGACAAAGGCCUUUAAUGCCACAGUGCCUUCUUAAAUAUUUUUCUGUGGAAAUGAUUGAACCUAUAAAAGAAAUGUUCUGGUCUAUUAGCAAUUAGACUUUAUUCACUUGAGAUCUGACUUUGUAUUUAAACUCACGUAAAGCUCAGAAGGAACAUAGACGAGUGUAAAAGAUACUUUAGACUCCAGUUUAUAGUUUGCCAGUGCUGUCUGGAGAGUAUUUAACAGAAGAUCUUGUUGCCAUCUUGUUAAGUUAGUGCUAUAGUCCAUCAGAACUGGGUGCUGAAAUUCAAUAGAGGUUGAUGUCCUCCUCCCAGAAGUUCUCCUGGUGAUUCUAGUUGGGCUACACUUCAAUGACCCGUGUGGUCACACCCAUGUUUCAAACAGGAAUUGAGAUGAAGAGCAUUAUAAGGAACAUGACCUUGCCUUGUUCUACAUUUGGAAUCACACACAUGACUAAAAAUGCACUAAUACUUUGAAUUUUGGGUGUAAUGUUUCAUUUCUAAUAUUGUAAGACUGUCAUGAUCUAGCUUAUGUGUAAUUCAGUGCAUGGACUUCAAGUAGAAUUGCAGUUGAACAUGCAAGAUUAAUCUGCAUUUGUUCAUUUUGUUAGCUUUGUGUCUCAGUAAGGAUUUGUCAUAUGACUUUCACAACUGACAUUGAAAAGGGAAAUUAAAUGUUUUUUUGUUUUUUGGGCUGA